CACAGGAAGCCCUGCGCCGGACUCCAGACUCUACUGGUGCACAACCACCAGUCCAGAAGGCCAGCACCAACGCCGAGCGAAGGGUCACUUUCAGUCCUCACGUUCCUAGGACUACUUCCUAGUUGCAUCUCUCCAUUCUUCCGGCAUCAAAUCCUGAAUCCUCGACCGGGCUGCAACGUCAUCUACUCUUGAUCCUCGCGUAUCUUAUCUGAAGUUAUCUGAAGUAGUACUAGCAGAUAUAAUUCCCAAAUCUCAGUUGGCUUUCUCCUAUGCCGCUUCCUCCUCUUCAGCGCAAUCUUGUGUCAGGUUAGUUACCGCAGGCACAAACUCAAGGAUGGUCUCCAAGAUCAAGCGACAGCUUGCCAGCCUCCCUCUUUUCGCCAAGGCGGCCUUGCUUCUGCUCAUUCUUCUCCUCCUCCUCGCCGUCAUCUUGCUACCCAUCUUCUUGAUCCCGCACCACCACAGAGCGGAGCUGCCACCAGCUUCCCCGGGGAACAAUAAUGGCUCCACGGGGCCCGACGACGUCGUGGCGUUCGAUUUCUCCCCGUUCCUCGUAAUGUACAAGAGCGGCCGCGUCCACCGGAUGGACGGCACCGACCGGGUCCCCGCCGGCGUCGACGAGGCCACCGGCGUGACCUCCAAGGACGUCGUCAUCGACGGCAAGACCGGCCUCGCGGCCCGGCUCUACCUGCCGCGCGGUGGGGGGAAGGAGGAGGAUCCUGUUAGCGGCGCGCUCCUUCCGGUCCUCGUGUUCUACCACGGCGGCGCGUUCGUCAUCGAGUCCGCGUUCACGCCCAAGUACCACGUCUACCUCAACUCGCUCGUGGCCAAGGCGGGCGUCGUGGCCGUGUCCGUGGAGUACCGCCUGGCGCCGGAGCACCCCCUGCCUGCGGCGUACGAGGACUCGUGGCGGGCGCUCAACUGGGUUGCCAAGAACGCAGACGCCGGGCCGGAGCCGUGGCUUCGCGACCGGGGGAACCUCUCCCGGCUGUUCGUCGCCGGGGACAGCGCAGGCGCAAACAUCGCGCACAACAUGGCGAUGCGCGCUGGCAACGAGGGGGGCCUGGCGGGUGGCGCCGCCAUCACGGGCAUCCUGCUCUUGGACCCUUACUUCUGGGGGAAGAAGCCCGUGGGCGCGGAGACGACGGACCAGGCGAAGCGGCGGCAGUACGAGGCGACGUGGUCCUUCAUCUGCGACGGGAAGUACGGCAUCGACGACCCGCUGAUCGACCCGCUGGCGACGCCGGCGUCGGAGCUGCGGAAGAUGGCGUGCGCGCGCGUGGCCGUGACGGUGUCGGGCCUGGACGACUUCGAGGAGCGCGGGAAGGCGUACGCGGCGGCGCUCCGUGACAGCGGGUGGGACGGGGAGGUGGUGCAGUACGAGACGGCCGGCGAGAGGCACGUCUACUUCCUGGACGCGCCCAAGAACCCAAAGUCCGCCAAGGAGCUGGCGUUCGCGGCCGGAUACCUGAGCCGGGAGUAGAUGGAUCCAUCCCCAUCGGGGCCAGGGAGCAGAGCGGUGCACGUGAGAUCGGGGGGAUCGAUUGCUGAUUGUCGUACAUAAUAAUUGGUUGAUUAUUAACUACAACACGCCGUUCUUGUUUGUUUCUUGCGUUUGGACAUCAUUCGAGCCAAGCUGGGUACCAAAAAAUUCACCUGGGUGGCCACCGUGACUUGGGGGAAACUUUCGGCCUGCGCCUUCGGGGAAAGAUGCCAGGAUCCGAUGCUUUCCGUGACUAGUUGUGCAGGAAGUGUUUCGCCCAACACGGCUGUUGUCGCAGGUGCACUGUCUGAUCUGCCAACGUUCCUGAAUUGUCCGUUGAGUCCAUUUCACAAGUUCGGGAA
This is a messenger RNA of Brachypodium distachyon (stiff brome), 1845 nucleotides long. Its product is annotated as probable carboxylesterase 2. The coding region runs from base 335 to 1483 and encodes 382 amino acids. The record is from RefSeq and is a predicted model, not a curated record. The transcript has a single exon. Gene Ontology annotation, molecular function: hydrolase activity. Lineage: Eukaryota; Viridiplantae; Streptophyta; Magnoliopsida; Poales; Poaceae.